This is a messenger RNA of Tympanuchus pallidicinctus (lesser prairie-chicken), 1905 nucleotides long. It is a transcript of the gene MRAP2, whose product is annotated as melanocortin 2 receptor accessory protein 2. Gene Ontology annotation, biological process: regulation of adenylate cyclase-activating G protein-coupled receptor signaling pathway; protein localization to plasma membrane. Gene Ontology annotation, molecular function: type 3 melanocortin receptor binding; signaling receptor regulator activity; corticotropin hormone receptor binding. The transcript has 6 exons. Lineage: Eukaryota; Metazoa; Chordata; Aves; Galliformes; Phasianidae. The record is from RefSeq and is a predicted model, not a curated record. Gene Ontology annotation, cellular component: endoplasmic reticulum; plasma membrane. The coding region runs from base 1122 to 1742 and encodes 206 amino acids.
GCCGCGGCCGCUGCUGAUUCAUUGGCUGUAGCCGGGCGCGGCUCGGCUCGGCUCGGCUCGGUUUGGUGCGGUGUUGCAGCUACUACCACCGCCGCUGGGCGGCGCCACAGCAGUUGCAGGCAGGAAGAUUGGAUAUUUCUCAUACAAGACCUUGAGCUGCACCUCAAGUCCUGCACGUUUAGGAUCUUGUGAAUUGGCAAAGAAGCACAGACCAUUUGGCUAAGUAUUUCCUGCAAACUCCUUUCUUAUCUGCACUCAAAAGUGGCAGAGCUUGCUCAAAACAAUAACCAUAGGUUAGGGCUGUAGAAAGCUGGGUUCUGUGUGUUUUAGCUCAUGCAGAGCAGAGUCGCUACAUUUGUGCUUCAUUUCCUCAUUGGCUCCUUUGUGAUUGCACCUCUUAGACCUUGGGCUGGAGUAAAAAGCAGUGCAGUGCUGAUGAAGGCUGGUUCCUUUGCCCCCCCAGAAUAUUGCUGUUAUUAUGGGGACUCAGGGCAAAGGAACAGCCUGAGUUACUAACUUCCUGUAGCCAGCAGCUUCUGGUUUAAUUGCACUGCCUAGCCUAUGGAACUGAUGUACCAGCUUACUUAGCCUUGGACUGCUCAGUUUGAAAUGUUGUUGCUUUCUGUGCAUGUUUGGCUUCUGGGAUGUUCAUUGUUUGCAAGGGGCCAGAAGUCGAUCAAGUUUUCAGACUCUGCACCGGUAAGCAGAAUGGAAACAUGAAAAAUUAAUGUAGUUUUUGAUUGAAAAUGUGCCUCAUUUCUUGCAUCUUCCUCACUGGUAGUUUAUCUUGCUUCAGAUAUGAAGAAGUAGAUUGAUCAGUCUGCAUAAAUUUACUGUUGUGUGUGCAGGUCAGAUUUGGAGGUGGUUGUUGCUGGUUACAUACAAGGCCAGUUCCAGAUGUACACAAAAUCAGAUUUGCCUUGGUGGCCCCAGUGGCAGCUUAAACCAUGAAACUGUGCUUCAGACAUGGUGUGUGUCCAGUUUCAGAGAACCUUGGUGUCUGUGUGAAAGCUGCACAUUGAAACGCUUCUCACACAGAAAAAUCUAGGUUGGAAGGGACCCCUGGUGGUCAUCUGGUCUGAUCUCCUGCUCAAAGCAUGUUCAAUUAAAUCAGGUGCGAGAUGUCUGCCCUGAGGUUGAUUUCUAACAGAACCUCCCAGCAGGCCUUGUCUAACUCUGAUUACACCUGGGAGUAUGAGUACUAUGAGUAUGGACCAGUGUCAUUUGAAGGCCUGAAGGCUCAUAAAUAUUCCAUUGUGAUUGGAUUUUGGGUUGGUCUUGCAGUUUUUGUCAUCUUCAUGUUCUUUGUUUUGACCUUGCUGACGAAGACAGGAGCACCACAUCAAGAAAAUACAGAAUCUUCUGAAAAAAGAUUUCGGAUGAAUAGCUUCGUGGCAGAUUUUGGAAGACCUCUGGAGUCGGAGAGAGUCUUUUCUCGUCAAAUAGCUGACGAGUCCCGGUCACUUUUCCAUUUCUGCAUUAAUGAAGUGGAACAUCUCAACAAAGCGCAACAAAGUCAGAAAGGUCCAGAUCUGGAGAGCAAUAUCCACUUCCAGGAAGUUUCCAGGAGCGGUGGAACAUUAGAGGAGGACCUAAAUUGUCUUACGAAAUUUAACAUUCCUAACUUCGUGAACACUGAGCAGAAUUCUUCACUAGGUGAGGAUGAUCUGCUCAUCUCAGAGCCACCUAGAGUUUUAGAAAGCAAAAUGGCCGUGCAGGCUUCUCAUCGGAUCCUUGACUGAAAAUUUCUUAAGGUAAAAAUUCCAGUCAGAAGCCCUUCUCCUCCUUCUGGCUAUUUUGCUAGAAGGUAUUUCAGGCAUGUGCUUUUUGUUUUUUUUUAUUGUACGUAAGAAUGGCUGUGCUUACAAAGCAGUCCACGUGAUAAUUAAAACACCAAAUGCUUAA